AUAUGUCAUUGUCAAUUGUCGAAUUGUCAUUGAAAAUAUUUUUAAAAACAUAAAAUUUGUGUAGUAAAAAUGGCUCAAAUAAGCACAAAAGAAAAAUUAUUAUACAUAAUUGAUGAUAUGGAACUCAUUUCCAAGGAGAUAAUUGAAAAUUCAAUAGCCCCGAAAAGUUCAAAGCUAUCAGGCCCGGAAUACGCUCAACUUACAGAUCUACUAGUAGCUAAAGAUAACGAAUUAAAGAAAACGUUACAGCUGGCUUCGGAACAAGCGCAAAUUAAUAAAAAAUUGGACACUUUAAAAGCAGAAGUGGAACGCCAAGAUCAAGACAUAAACCAUUUACAAAAACAAUUAAAAGAAGCCGAACAAAUAUUAUCCACCGCUAUAUACCAGGCUAAUCAAAAAUUACAGUCCAUUGCUAGGGCAAAUCGACGUCCUGUAUCUUCAGAAGAAUUAAUCAAAUUUGCUCAUAGGAUAAGUGCAUCAAAUGCCAUUUGUGCUCCAUUGACGUGGCAACAGGGGGAUCCUAGGCGUCCAUAUCCUACAGAUAUUGAAAUGAGGUUGGGAUUAUUAGGUAGAUUGGGUGAUCCAAUGAACGGUCAUAUGUUGGCCCAACAAAACAGCAUGUCAGAUUUACACAGACCUGGACAUCCUGGGGAAAUUCCAGCCGCCCAACAAAAUCAGUUUGCAUGGCAUCCAUCUGGUGAAAUGCACAUAAACGUUGGACAGAGUACGGUGCCAAUGGAUACCAGGAAUCAUAAACAGGAAAACGAAGAUGUUGAAGUUAUGUCUACUGAUUCAAGCAGUAGUUCUUCAAGUGAUUCCCAAUAACCCUAUGGGUUUAUAAGUUAUUAAUGUCGAUUUAAGUAUAAGGUAU
Molecule: messenger RNA, 871 nt
Organism: Psylliodes chrysocephalus
Lineage: Eukaryota; Metazoa; Arthropoda; Insecta; Coleoptera; Chrysomelidae
Source: the annotation of a GenBank genome assembly